Equus quagga is the source of this 1425-nucleotide messenger RNA. RefSeq names its product tripartite motif family like 1 (gene TRIML1). The transcript is spliced from 6 exons. NCBI's taxonomy places the organism in Eukaryota, Metazoa, Chordata, Mammalia, Perissodactyla, Equidae. The coding region runs from base 1 to 1425 and encodes 474 amino acids. The record is from RefSeq and is a predicted model, not a curated record. Gene Ontology annotation, molecular function: protein binding.
AUGUCUUUAUAUGAGAAAACAUCUACAGCAGAUUUGAUGGAGAAUCUCAGGGAAGAACUGACCUGUUUCAUCUGCCUGAACUAUUUCACCAACCCAGUGACCACUGAGUGUGGGCACAGCUUUUGUCUGAUGUGUCUCCUGAAGAGCUGGGAGGAAUAUAACACUACUUUGUCUUGUCCUGAGUGCUGGAGGACGUUGGAGACCCCUCAUUUCCAGCCCAAUGAGCGUUUGGGGAGGCUGGCUGGCAUUGGCAAGCAACUCAGAUCCCAGGUGCUGCAGAGUGAGGACGAGCAAGGCAGCUAUGGGAAGAUGCUGGCGGCCGCCAAGGUGUUCUCUGAUGAGAAGCAGGGUGUAAACGCUUUCUCAACCCAUUGCCAUGGAAUAAACAGGGUCUAUGUCUCGAGUGAGGCUGAGGAGCAUCACAGAGAGAAGCUCCAGGAAAUCCUAACUCUUUUGCGUAAAAAGAAGAAGGAAACUCAGAUUAUAUUAACGCAUGAGAAGGAGAGAGUGAUAUUGUGUAAGGAAGAGACAAAGACCUGUAAACAGGUUGUUGUGUCGGAAUAUGUAAAAAUGCACCAGUUCCUGAAGGAGGAAGAGCAUCUGCAGCUCCAGUUACUGGAAAAGGAGGAAAGAGGGAACAUGAAGAAACUGAGGGACAAUGAGAUCCAACUGACCCAGCAACUCAGAAGCCUAAGCAAAAUGAUCCAACGGAUAGAGUCUGUGUGUCAGAACCCCAUUAUAGAAUCUUUUGAGGAUGUGAGGGGCACACUGGAAAGGAGUGAGCCACUCUUGCUUCAGUGUCCAGAGGCCACCAUCACAGAGCUGAGUCUGUGCCGCAUCACUGGAAUGAGGGAGAUGCUAAGAAAAUUCAGCACAGAUAUAACUCUGGAUCCAGACACAGCCAAUGCCUAUCUUGUCCUAUCUGAAGAUCUGAAAAGUGUGAGACAUGGAGGAACCCGACAGCUGUUACCCGACAACCCGGAAAGAUUCGACAAGUCUGCAACUGUGUUGGGGGCUCAGAUCUUCACAUGUGGGAGACAUUAUUGGGAGGUGGAAGUGGGAAACAAGACUGAAUGGGAAGUGGGCAUCUGCAAGGACUCAGUGAGCAGAAAAGGCAAUCUCCCAAAGCCAGCUGGCGACCUCUUCUCACUUAUAGGCUUAAAAAUUGGAGAUGAUUAUAGUCUUUGGGUCUCAUCACCUUUAAAAGGUCAACAUAUCAGAGAGCCUGUGCACAAAAUUGGUGUUUUCUUGGACUAUGAAUCUGGACAUAUAGCAUUCUACAAUGUGAUGGACGAAUCCCUCAUCUACAGCUUCCCUUCAGCCUCUUUCCAAGAGGCUCUCAGGCCUAUCUUUUCCCCUUGCCUCCCAAAUGAAGGGACGAACACAGGCCCUCUUACCAUCUGCUCACUGAAUAGCCAUGUCUGA